Labrus bergylta (ballan wrasse) is the source of this 3485-nucleotide messenger RNA. It is a transcript of the gene dqx1, whose product is annotated as DEAQ box RNA-dependent ATPase 1. Gene Ontology annotation, molecular function: helicase activity; RNA binding. The record is from RefSeq and is a predicted model, not a curated record. Lineage: Eukaryota; Metazoa; Chordata; Actinopteri; Labriformes; Labridae. Gene Ontology annotation, cellular component: spliceosomal complex; intracellular anatomical structure.
CCCUGAACGCAGCACGACGUUUGACAGCUCGACGGCAAACAUGGCGGCUGUUAGCUAAAAGAAGCAGUGGACACCUCACACCUGCGUCUCUAACCAUCAUUAUCGACAGGCAUUUUACCGGAAUUGGUAAUUAUUUACGGACAGCGACUUGUGGAGCUACCUUUUCAUGAUAUCCUGGUGACUGUGGAGCCGUUAUCCGGUAUGUGAAGCCGGUUUGUAGCGUCACACGGAGCGGAGUGAAGCGACACAACAACAGAGGGCUGCUGAGGUCGGACUGUCGGUGCUGUUGAUUCACCUGAUGUUUCUCAGGUAAUCUGUGAAGCACGCUUCGUUUUCACCCCCACCCCCUGCUGCUGAUGUCAUCACCAACAGCAGACCCCCCUGCCGCCUCCCUCUCCCCCGGGUCUCGUCUCCCGCCCUACACCGCCCUGGACUCCCUCUCCGUGUCGUCCCUGCUCUCGGGGGAUUUAGACGAUGGAGGAGAAGGAGGGGAGGAGGACGGGCUGGGAGACCUGGAGGUGAACCCGUACGAUGGUUUACCGUUUUCCUCACGGUACUACUCUCUGCUGGAGGAAAGGCGGAAGUCUCCGGUGUGGAGACUGAGGCAGAGUCUGCUGGAGCAUCUGGAGGGCCACAACAUGGUGCUGCUGAGUGCAGCCAGCGGGGCGGGGAAGAGCACGCAGGUUCCUCAGUGGUGUGCAGAGUUCGCUCUGUCCUACGAGUUUUCUCAGGGUCUGGUCUGCUGCUCUCAGCCGUACUCGGUGGCGGCGGUGAGUCUGGCUCUGCGUGUCGCCGAUGAGAUGGACCUGAGUCUGGGCCUGGAGGUCGGAUACAGAGUGUCUCAUGAUGACAGCUGCACACCUGACACCAUGCUCAGGUUUGUCAGCGACACCCUCCUGUUGGAGGAAAUGAUGUCAGACCCCCUGCUGCAUCAGUACGGCGUCGUCGUUUUGGACGAGCUGCAGGAGCGGACGGUUCCCACCGACGUGCUGCUGGGUCUGCUGUGUGACGUCUGCAGGCAGAGACCCGAUAACUUCAGGGUGGUCCUGCUCACUCACCCGACGCUGGCUCCGCGCCUCUCCGCCUUCCUGGGCCCGUCGGUCCCUCACCUCAGCCUGGACGGUGUCCCCCCUUCUAAUGAAGAUGAAGAGGGGCGUGAGGAAGAGGAGGAGCAGAGGCCUGUUGAGGCGAACCGGGUGGAGACGUUGUACCGGGAGCUCUCCGCUGGGAAGGAACCGGUUUCUGCUGCGUGUCACAUGGUGCUGGAUCUGCACAGGAGGGGGGAGGAAGGAGACGUGAUGGUGUUUCUGGCCAGUGCACAGGAAGCAGAGGAGUGUGUGUCCCUGCUGGAGAAGGAGUGUGUGGCUCUGAGUCCUCAGCUCGGUGCGCUCAGGAUGGUCCCCCUCCAUGCGGGGCUGGGCGGGCAGAUCCAGCGGGUCUACGAGGCCGACCCCUCCACGCUGCGGGAGAACGACAGCUCGGACGCCUCAGCGAUGGGAGCCGGAGGUCCACCUGGAGUCAGAAGGAAAGUGUUCCUCACUGACACGCUCGCCGAGGCUUCUUUCUCCCUGCCAGCGAUCCGCUACGUCAUCGACACCGGCCUUCAACUCAAAACUGUUUACAAUCCACAAAUAAGAGCCAACUCUCAGGUGCUGAGGGCGAUCAGCAAACAUCAGGCCGACAUGAGAACCCAAAGAGUGAACAGCCACCUCCCAGGGCUGUGUCUCCGUCUCUACCCUCCGUCUCUGUAUGAAGAGGGGAUGGGGGAGGCUCACUGUCCGGGGGUGAUGGAGGAGAACCUGAGCCACUUGGUGCUGCUGCUGAAGAGACUAGAUAUCGCCGACAUGGGACAGUGCAAGUUCCUGGACAGACCAGCCCCUGAGGCCCUCAUGCAGGCCCUGGAGGACCUGGACUACCUGGCAGCUCUGGAUGAUGAUGGGAACCUGUCCGAGGUCGGCAUCAUCAUGUCCGAACUUCCUCUGGAGCCGUCGCUGGCCAAAGCGCUGAUCGCCGCCUGCGAGUACGACUGUGUGGAUGAGCUGCUCACUAUCGCUGCUAUGCUAACAGCUCCAUCGUGCUUCGUGACAGCAGACCCCAGCAGAGAGGAGGCAGCUGUCACUCACUGGAGACCUUUAAUGCACACAGAGGGAGAUCACAUGACUCUCAUUAAUAUUUAUAAAGCCUUCAUAGAGCAUAAUCAAGACGAGGCGUGGUGCACGACGAACUUCCUGAGUCAAGCAGCCUUACGAUUGGCCGUGGUGAUCAGGGCGGAGCUUCUGGAGGUGAUGCAGCGGAUAGAGCUUCCUGUUUCUCCUCCUGCGUUUGGAUGCCAAGACAACUGUACGAACAUCAAGAGAGCGCUCAUCUCGGGCUUCUUCCUCAAAGUGGCUCAUGACGUGGACGGCUCAGGUAACUACCUCCUUCUGACUCACCGCCACGUGGCUCACCUGCACCCCUUCUCCUCCUACCUGUGUCGACAGCCGCGCCCCGACCCCCCCAGCUGGGUGCUCUACCACGAGUUCACCAUCUCCAGAGAUAACUGCAUCCGCAUCGCCUCUGAAGUCCACCCUCAGAUGCUGGUGGAGCUCACGCCUCAGUACUACCUGGGAAACCUUCCCUCAAGCGACGGCAAAGAGCUGCUGAUGGAGUUGAGGCAGAGCCUGGAGCCGCCGUCAUACGAGCAGGACGGAGAAUCAGACGCGCAGAGCCGGACUCACAGGGAAGCUGCAGAGACGAGCACGGAGCUCUGCGUCGUCCAAUGAGACAGAAGAAGAAGAAGGAGGAGAAGUUUGACGUCUCAGGAGAGGACACUGAACCCAACAUGGUCACUUUAAUAUUUGAGCUGAAAUUUGUACGAAAUCUGAAAUCUCAUCUCAGGUUGAAUCUCUCAGAUGUGAUUUCAAAAAGACUUUUUACUAUAAAAAAAAUGAACUCUUAAUAUAUCUGACAUGCAGUGGCUUUGGAAAAUACUUUUCCGUUUGUCGUGUUUACUUAAUUCUUGAUAUUAUUUAGAUUAUUUUUUAUUUAAUGAGGGAUUUCUGUGUGUCUGUCUGUGGGGUGUUCAAAACAUCGGUUUUAAAUUGUAGCACAGCAAAAAUACUUUAUUCAACGUCUUUUCUUUUCCAGCUAAAAGCAAUAAAAUAAACACUACAGCAGUGAGCGCGCACACGAUCAUCAGAGCACGGUCGACUUCUAUGCAGAAGCUUCACACUGUGAUGACGAACUGUGGAGAAUCUUUUCCAGCUUUUUGAUACCGUUUGUAUGACGUUUCCUGGUUUUGAUCCUCGUUCUGCCUUUCUCUCUCUUAUCUCUAUGUCAGCGAUGAAACUCUUUCUUGUCCUCCUUUUCAAAUGGAUUUGUCCGACACAACCCAGCCGAGUGAUUCCUCGCUCUACAGCGGCCUCUUUUCAAGUCUUUUCUCUGCAGUCUCACACUCUGUCCGACGUGAUAUCUCUGUCUUGUAUUAAAUGCAAUCUCCAGAUUUA